Messenger RNA from Anisakis simplex (herring worm), 780 nucleotides. The record is from the annotation of a GenBank genome assembly. NCBI's taxonomy places the organism in Eukaryota, Metazoa, Nematoda, Chromadorea, Rhabditida, Anisakidae.
CACCAACGUUAGCUCAGUCAAUUUGUCUUUCGUUCGGAUGCUCUUCGAUUGCAAACGGUGUCUCAUCGUACAACUAUGGAAUGACAACCAAUCCAUCAGUUAGCUAUUCAUCAUCAUCCAAUUAUGCUCAACCUCAAUACAUUGCGUCAUCCUCGGCAUCAGCGUCUCCUAUGCAAUUCGCACAACCAUUUGCCAAUUACCUCGGAUCUUCGCAGCAACAAUUGAUGCAGCAAUCUGCACAAUCACCGAUGCAAUACUCUCAGUCUUCCUCGGCACAGUAUCCUCAGUCCUCUGCACAGUACGCCCCGAUGUCAGAAUCACAGUACUCUCAGCCAAUCGUGGAGUAUUCGCAACCAUCGGCAGAAUUGAUGCAGUCGCCUGCAUACUACCCACAACCAUCCAUGCAGAUCUCACAACCGUCCGUCGAGUACUCCCAGCAAUAUCCUCAACAGUCAUCCGCACAGUCAUCAAUGCAAUACCCUCAACAAUCCGUUGAAUAUGCACAGCAACAACAACCUCUACAGUACUCUCAACCAAUUCAAGACUACUCGCAAUCAUCCGCACAGUCAGCUCUCUCGCAAUUCGUACAGCCAUCGGCAUCAGCACUCUCUCCAGCAAUCAGCUCCAGUCCCUCGUUGUCACGUUGUGGUAUUUCAUCGUGCGGUGGUAAGCUCAAGUUCGGUGAUACUGAAGGUCAUUGGAUGUUGUUGAUCGACGAAGAAUUGUUCAUAUUAGCCAGAUAGGCAGUUUAGAAAAUAAUUUUAGAACUUUUUAGAAUUU